AUGCUCGCUUCCUGCCUCCUGCCGCUCGGCAAUCUACACCCCACCUCUCCAACAGGCUCCUUCACCUACGUGGCCACGGGCACGAAUUACCCCGCUGGCCCCGCGCUCGUCAAGGACAUCCUCUUCCUCGCGGACCAGCUCUCCAUCUCCGAACACCUCGCCGCCUCCCUCGUCUCGUACGCCAUCAACGCCAAGCCCAGAGCCGGCAGAGGGAGGGCCGAAUCAGGUCUCGUCGUCUUCCUUGACGAACGAGCGGCCUUGAUCGCGUCUCUGCACGCGAUAUGGAGAGGCGCACUCUCCGCCGAUGAACGCCUCGCCGCGAGCGGACUCCAACGCGUGUUCGAGCGAGAAACGGAGGAGCUUGUGCGCGGCAAAGGUGCUUCCGUCAAUGGCGAUGCCAACGACAAGAACAAAAAGCGCACCUGGGUGCAGAAGCUCGUCGAGACGAUAGAGCAUCUGCGACUCCAGUCCGCCGCGCUGCGGAGCAAGCUUGAGCAACCCCUCGCAGCCGGAGGUGCCGGCUUCUCAUCAGCUCUUGUACCAGCACAAGGCUCGACGUCGUCACCAUCCGGCAACUUCGCCGACGAGGUGGUCGAGAUGCGAAUUCAGCGUUACGACGACGAGCGCCGCGGCCUCGCCCAGCUCCUCUUCUUCCUGGGCGCUGCUCGACAGAUCAACAAGGACGAGUUGCUCGCGCUCGCCCGACGAGUCUCGACCACCGAAGCGAACGAUCCCCCUGCCGUCUACCUCCUCCUCGCUCUACUGGCCGCUUUGGACUGUUCUGAUGAAAGCUCGACCGAAUUCUUCUACCCGCUCUUCACCGACUCGGCCUUUGUCAACUCGUUCAACCAGCUCCUGCAGGGCAAGUGGGCCGUACCCCAACUCAAAGCGGCUGUACAAUUGCAGUGGACCAUUUUCCUCGAUGCCGCAGCUCGCGCGGUUCCCAACUUUGAGACCGAUGGAGGCGAAUUCGUCGACGUGCUGACCUGGCAGGCGCUCGAUGCUGGCGUCUUUGGCUUCCUGGGUCGUUCUGUCCUUGCGUUCAAGAUGGACUCGGAGUCGAGCGAGAUCUGGAGUACCGUCGGCUCGGACGCGACAGCUUUGUCGAGUGGGUCCACGGUUGAACCUUGGUUCCAAGAGCACGUGACGCAGCAAAUUGAGGUUCUCGUGCUCGACGUCUUAACGAACAAGAUCUCGAUCCUGCGAAAGUUGCGCAACCGCGAAGAGGACGUCGAAUCGACCUCGCACCGCGGUGGUGGAUUCCGGAGCUCGCAACGCUCGAGGGCUGCCGGGGGAGAUCACGACGAGCAUCCCAUCGUCGCACGGCACGACCUUGAAGCCUUCUUCCUCCUCAUUGCGACCCUUUACCGCGGCGAACCCGAUUCGGGGCUCAAAUUUUGGGAAGAGGUCCUUGAAGAUGGGUCGACGCACGCCAUGACGAGUCGGUUGUCUGCGUUCCUGCGGUGGGGUUCGGAAUGUCGACCUCCAGCGAUGAUGAGGGCUUUCUACGAGAUGGUUGCCAGCCUCGCGUCGGGUCCCAUCUCUGCGACGUACGCCUUCGAGUUUCUCGGCUCCUCGGACAAUGGCACCAAGAAUGGCACGCAAGCCUCGCCGACGUUCUCGUGGUCGGCUUUGUUUGGUGCGCUCGAGUUCUACCACACGAACCUCCCCGAUCGACCGAUGGAGGCAGGUGCGAAUGCAGAGGGCGUGCUCGGCGAGAUGCCACCGGAAGAGGUGCCGAUCCUGCGCUCGUUCGUGCGAUUGCUGAGGCAGGUCGUCAGUUACUCGGACGUUGCUCGAGCUACCUUGUACGACAAUCAACGACAUCGCCCUAUCGCGACCUUGUUCGCUCUGUUGGGCCGACCUAUACCCAUCGAGCUCAAGGCAAGUCUCAUCUCCGCUAUUGCUGCCUUUUCUCGGCCCGGCGGAACGUUUGGCGUCGACGUUGCUCGCCGAACAUGGACCGCGCUCGAACAGAGUCAAAUUCUGCCCACGUUGGCGCCAUCGGAAGGGAAGGACGCUCGUGGAGGUGCCGGUUUGGCGAUGGGACGAACAGGUGGCUUCUUGCGGGGCCCAGGUCCGCUCAGCAUCGAGGGAGGGCUCUUUACUGAGCUGGAAGAGGUCGAGGCGCCAAACAAGGUCUACCCGGAAUCGACGGCCUUUGUCCAGCUCCUCAAUACGCUCAUUCACACCCCUUCGACGCUCGAGCCUUUGCGCCGAGGCGUGGAGAUCGACUCGCAUACGAUCCCCGACAACUUGGGCGCGCCACAUCGAGCCCCCGGUAUCGAUCCGUAUCUCAAGUUCGUGAUCGACGACGUGUUGCUCAAGACGGGUGCGCGUGAAUUCGCCGACCAGCGCGAACGGUGGAAGGUCACAGACGCGUGCUUGUUGUUUGUAGAGAAAUGCCUGGCCUCGUACGACCUCGGGCCUUUUCUUGCUUGGAUCUCUGCGGGCGGCCAAAGGGCUUCGGGGAACAACGCCUCGGCUUUGACACCACUCGCGCACCUCACGGUCCACCCUGGAUUCGAGAUCCUCACUCGCUUGCUCAGCUCCGGACCUCUUCUCGACCAGAUCCUCACCAUCAUCAUCGCCGGCCAGGAUGCGAUUCAAAACAACCUCGCUGGGACGCCUUUGUUCACGUCGUGCAUGCUGCGAUGCAUGAGGAUUGUCAAGCGCAGUCUCGAGUUGCAGGCACCCUUCCUCGAAGUUGUGGUCCCAUCAAUCGCCGAGACGUCGCUUCCUUUGCUGCAGGACAAGCUCAACCGACUUAAGACGCUCUCUCCGAUAGACCAACUGCUCUUGUACCAGUCCGAGGCGAUCGUCCAAAUUGCCCUGCUGAUCAACUGCGAGGAAGAGGACGAGAUCGCUUUGCUGGCGGUCCAGGUCCUGGCGACCAUCGCCGAGUCACCGUUCUUCGACGUCGUGCAAAAAUUCCCCGAGCAGAGCCGCGUGAAGCUCAAUCGACUCGUAGGGCUAUUGCAAGCCUCGCCCGAGACGUUGAGAAUCUUGGACGGCGUCAUUCUGCGACUCGAAGCGGACAUCCCGGAGAGCGAUCUCGAACUCGGCGAACCUGAUGGCUUUGGCUCGGGAAGUAUCCGCCAGGCCAUUCGUUCGGCUCUGUUGGACUUGAUGUUGCAGAACACGCAACCGGGCAAGACCGCGCCCAAUAUCGCUCAUCUGUUGCUGGGGUUCAAUGUUCGUGGACGACUAGAGGAGAUGCAGAUUGAUGAUCCGGAUGCGGCGGAUACGCAACGUACCAGUUUGCAUGUCGUGUUGGAUCUGUUGGCGCAGAAUGUCUCGAAGGAGACAGAUGUGCAGGUAAGUUCAGGAUGCCGCCCGUCGGGAGUCGUCAUGCUACGGGCGAGAAGCUGAUGCGAAUGAUCUGCUUUCAUGACCAGAUGUCGAUCCUGUCUCGACACCCCACUUUUGCGGCCAAGUGCUAUCGCCUCAUCCGACAGCUCUGCCUCCACCCCUACACCUCCUCGGCUUUGUCACGCUACCUGCGCAACCGCGAGCAAUUCUUCUUCCGCCAGACGCAGGCGCUGCCCUUUGGUAUCCCCGCCGCGAGUGGUGGUGCGCUCGGAGGCGUGCAGUACGUCGACGGCAAACAGCUCGUCACAUCUUCUUCGGCCGUGUGUGCGAUCCUGCAGUCGCAGGCGUGGUUGCUCGAAUCCACGGCGCUCGAGUUGAACAUGUUGGCCAACAGCCAAGACACGCGACGACAAGUUGAGCUCGUUGGAACUCUGUUCGAGAACCCGACCUCGGGGGACGCCGAAAUUACCGACGCAUUCGACCAGGAUGCAUUCGAUCAAGCGCUUCCUCGUAUGCUCGAGAUCUUCCACGCCCUUGACUUUUCAUGGCACGACUCGAUCGCUCCGAACGAGUACCGUUUGAGCUUUUUCGCCGAGCUACGCUUCGACGCGUGUCUCAAGACGGACUCGACCGGUUGUGAAGUGUACGACUUUGGCGCUGUCUUGUCGCUGCUUAGUGCGGCUCGUCGGGAGCUGCAGAACCGUGGCAUGCUCAGCAGCUCUACGCAACAGGAAGAGGCGAAGCGCGAAAGCAAGGCGAUCCUCGAGACGCUCGUGAUCGAGAACCACCGACGCGAGAUCCAGUUCGCUCGCUACCAUGCCCUGCGCGCCUGGAGAAGUUUGCUCGACAUCACCUUGACCAAGUCGUUCCACCUCUUGCCGUCCGAAGGUCGUCAUUCGCUCUUGCUCGACCUCAUGUCCGCCAUUCUUCCCCCGCUUGCGGCUUCAGAAACGGAGCAGGCGAUUAGCGAAUUACUUGCUGGGGCUGCGGUACUUUUAAUGACCAAGUUGAGCGAGGAGGGUAUCCGGGUCGUCUUCUUCGAGUCGGCGGAGGCCGUGCAAUCCGUCUCGCCCGAACGCCUCCACGCCGUCUUGCGCGUGAUUCUUCAAGCGAUCCUCCAACCCGGUGUCUCGCCCAUUGUCCGGGGGAACCUGUACGCCGUCUUGCUCAAUUACAUCCAGUACUCGUCCAAGAUGGCCUCGCUGUCUCCAUCGCUCGCCAAGACGCUCGGCAACGGUUCCGUCGCCGAUGAUGCAUCGAUUCUCGGCUCUUUGGCCGCUGGCCCGCACGACGACUUGAUCUCGCUUGAUGGACUGUCCUCGAUCGGGGGAGGUCCGUCCUCGCGUGCGAAGAGGAACUUGCUCGAGGCAGGCAACUUUUCGAUCCUUCACUCCGCGAUUGAACGACUCCUCCCCGUCAUUUGUCGUGAUGCUGCCGCUGGCCACGAGGUUUGGCGCACCGUCGCCUUCACCGCGUUGGAUGCGCUCAUGAACGUCGCCGAAGAGGCACGAGCGAGUUCGCGCGUCUUGUCCAUCUUGUCCAAGCAAGGCUACCUGCAGAAUUUUGUCGCGGCGUUGAAAGGCGCCGAGGCGGAUCUACAAGAAGCGCUCAAGCCGGAUCCGGAAUCGUUGAAUGCGCUCUAUGUCUACGAGGCACAGAUGUCGUUCUUAAUUCGACUUGCUUCGACGAGGGAAGGGGCGGAGAAGUUGAUGGAUGCCGAGGUAUUAGCCAAGUUGGCAGAUUGCGAUUACCUGGGGUCACGACCUGUUGCUGAUACGAAUUCGAUGGGUGGGUCAAGGUCGCUUCGAUCAGUCGAGUACGUUGCACGUUCACUGACUCGCAGCCGCUGCCGACAUUCCACAGAAUUCGAAGGCUUCCUUCCGCCCGCAUCGGAACGACACCACCAAUUGUUGUUGCCAGCCCUUCAGCUCGUCGUCGGGACGCUCGUCUCGUUCGGUGCCGAUACCCAGAUCGCGACCCGUCAAGCCCUUGCUUUUGUCGGUGGCCAACGCGAGAACUUGCUCGUUGCGCUCAAGGAUUGCGCAAAUUUGCAGACGGUGUCGUCGUUGAGAGAAGCGCAUUUGAUCGUCACUUUGCUCAGCAUCGUUUUGCCCUCGGUGUCCGACGAGGAUUUAACGACGCUGUCGUCAUUCGGUGGCUUGCAUGCGGCGUUGCUCAACCUUUCGGCCAAGACCUGCGGACCUCAGGACUGGGUCGCCGGCGUAUUGCCGUCGAAUGAGACGGAGAGGGACGAGGAUCGAACACUGGUACUUGGUAAGUCCGCGUACUAGGCCGACGCUUUCAGUAUCCGAUUGGCUAAAGAUGCAUCACAUCGCUCGUACAGGUUUCCGCCACGACGCGACCAUCUUCUCCGACAAGGUCGAGACGCUCGUCGAAUCGCUCGAAGCCGCGAUCCUGACCUACCAAAGCGUCGCGACGCGUAAAAAGCAAGGCACGAACGCGUUCCGACCCGUUUGGGCACCUUCCUUGUCCGCUACGGAGGCGACGUUGGGUUCGGCGGGAGCGUUCUUGAGGGAUACGGCAAUGGUGCUCAAGACGCGGUUGGAUGAUGUGACGAGGUUGGUCGGGUAUUUGGAUGGGUUCGAUACGACCUCGUUGGAGGAGAUUGAAGAGGUGAGUCGGCUCGUUCGUCGCUGUGGUGCUUCAUCACAUUAUACGGGUUCUGACCCUCCGUGUAUAUGCUGCAGGUCUUCUCGUUCCCUGAAGAGGAAGGUAUCGAUGUUUCAGAGAGGCGGCAACGCGUUCUGCAAGAGCUGCAGGCGCUGCACGCCACCUUGCGAGUGAAGGUCACGUCUUCGCUUCGUAAGUCUCCGACAAGGGCCCUGUCUUCCGCUGAAACCCUGAAGAGCUCAUCAGACCCAUUUCCUUGUUUUCUUAGACCUUCUCGAACUCGGCCUGUUGCUCUACUGGCGCCACAUCGCCUUCUUCCUUGACCCGGAACGGCUAGCGUCCGAAGCGCAAUCCUCGCGUCCCGAAUUCGGUGUCGGCCUAGCCGAGACCCUUCGCACACGUUCCUCCACCACCUCAAUCUCUCCAUUCGACCUCCCAACUUUACGAGACGGUGUAGCAAAGGAAUUCAAUGAGCGUUUGUCGCCGCUUUUGGCGGCUCUGGAGUUCAAUCAGAAGAAUGUGGGGAGCAGUUGGAGGAAUCGCGAGCAGUACGUCGGGGUCGUCGCGAGGAGGUUGCAGAGCGUGUUAUUGUUGGAUGCAUGA
Messenger RNA from Microbotryum saponariae, 6546 nucleotides. The record is from the annotation of a GenBank genome assembly. Lineage: Eukaryota; Fungi; Basidiomycota; Microbotryomycetes; Microbotryales; Microbotryaceae.